Molecule: messenger RNA, 10893 nt
Organism: Ceratina calcarata
Lineage: Eukaryota; Metazoa; Arthropoda; Insecta; Hymenoptera; Apidae
Product: centrosome-associated protein 350
Exons: 13
Coding region: 446-10519 (3357 amino acids)
Biological process (GO): microtubule anchoring
Cellular component (GO): centrosome
Molecular function (GO): microtubule binding
Source: RefSeq, a predicted model, not a curated record
UGUUCUUAUUAGACCCUCUGUAACGGUUAGUAAUUUUGAAUGCCAUCUCGACUAGCUGUACCAGGUGCCGAGGUGCCAGCAGCAAAUCGCGGAGUACCACGUGAUUGUCGUUUACAAAUGACUGUUGUAUGAUGUGUGAUGCGUUUUCACGUUCGUUAUUAUGACAAUUGAAACGAUGCGUGAUGAUGCAUUCGGGAAUUUCAUCGAUUUCCGAGUAUUUCGAACCGUGAAUUGUCGUCGAUUGUUGUGAAACAUUUGAAAGUUCGUUGAGUGAAACGGAUUUGUAAAAUAUGGCGCCCCGAAUUAGGUUAUAAAUACGUUGGAUCUUGAUCAAUGUUUCGUUGUGAAUCCCAGAUAAAUUUCUAGCGCUUCUAUUUUAUUAAAAACAUUCAUCCCAAAGAUGGGCAAGCAAGUAACUUAAUGCCAUGUAACGAGUAUAAGAAAUAUGAAAAGCAAUUCGGCAAAAGAAGACGUUAUCGAGAAGAAGAAAUAUGUCUUUUUUUCUGAUCCUGACGUUAUCGCUCAACGCGUCGAAGCAUCUGCAGCAGCAGCUCAAGUUAAACAAGAGCUUGAAAAUCAGCAGCAAACAUCUGAGGACAAAUUAUCCGAAUUCCCACCUGAAUUAAGCUUAAAAGGAUUGGAACAGACAUUGUCAUAUCAUCUUGUUCAGCCAUACCCCUUUACUUUCAUAAGCGCAGUAAAGAGGAAGCUUGCGUCAGACGAUGCUUCCGAAUCCUGCAGAAAACACGAGCCAAAUAAAAAUGCACCUGACUCAGUAACAAUACUAAACAGUGACAAUAUCCAUAAUUUACAUGAAAUUGCCCAGAAAAUGGAUUUUAUAAAAUCUCUGAAGGUCCCAGAUUCGAAGAUCUCGAAGAAAUUAGAUUACUCAAACCGAGAGAACAGUGCGUCAAAAGAAUUAAUAAAAUUCGAAGCUCCGGGUCACGAAAGAACAGAGAAACCUACAAAGAACUUCGAGAGAGUCCAAAGAAGACUGGAUUUCUCAACUUCGGAUGUUUCCUCAACAAACAACAGCGAAAUCGAGCCACUGAAAGUACCAAAUAUAUCGAUAUCCUCUCACCUGUCGAAGAAGAAGGAAUACGUCCGAGAGAAUUCAAGAGAGAAAGAAAAUAGGUCGAAGAAAAUCAGAAAGGACGAUGGCUCUAAACAAGAUGAGAUGAUGCAAGAUAUUUUUAAAAGGUCCCGAAGCCCGAGGCACUCUAGAAAAGAAUUUCCUAAUCCUAACGAAUUAGGGGCUAAAUUAAAGAAUGACAGAUUAUUAUUUAACAUGCCGAGGGAAAGUGAUUUUGGUUCGAAGCCGAAGCCAAAGAACCUCGCUACGACGACUGCUAAGAAAGUAAACGAUAAGAGGCGAUCUGUACACGCUAGGUCUUUGAAAUCAAGGGAUACCUCUUUAGAUUCUAAGAAUAGGUCGUACAGUAACGAGUCGCUUUCUUCGGCGAAGUUAUCAGAGAAGGUGACAGUCAGAGAAUCUAGGUUUGAGAACUUCGAUUAUAGGUAUAAAGACGAUUUGAAGCAGAUUGACGAUCAGAAGCAUAUAUUUUCGUUAGACACUAGGCAAGGUAAACAGCACAAAGCCUGCCCGUUACAAACAAAUACUGGGAACACGACUUUUAAAGAACAAUUGAAACGAUCUGAGAAAGUAAUGAAACCGUCGACCAGUAAAAUCGAUGGGAAAUUAUAUAUGUUGAAUUCAAAGGAAACCGAGAGCGUCACGGAUUCGAAUGUGAGCGCGAGGACUCAGAGUCCGACUAUUUCUUCGCAAUUAACGAAAAAUAAAGAUCCUGAUAAGAUUGCACAAAGUAUUAGCGUAAGCAAGUCUAGUAAAACUGAGGAUUCGAAAUAUAUUGAUAACUCGUUGACGCAGAGUACUAGCGGGAUUAUUAAAAAGGAAGAGGAGGAUUCGUUCACGCAGAGCGUUACUACUACGGCUAAGCAGACGAGUAACAGUAAUGAAUCGAAUUUAAAUGAUAGCAGUUUGUCCAGCGCGUUGUUGGACCCUAGGAGGAUUUCGUUUAGGGAUGAAAGUCGGUCGCCACAGGAAGAAUUCUGUGAUUUGGUUACGCCGGAUGUGAACCUUUUGUCUCGAUCAAAGAGGAAACGGCAGUUCAUACAGAAUAAUGUGGAAGAGGUGAAGUGCUCAAAACAUUGUACUGGGAAAAGUGAAGUUGAACAAGAAUGCAUUCCGUUGUUACAUCCGACUGCCUUACAUAUGCAAUUCCAGGCAGAAUUGCAUCUCCUAGACUCAUUUAAUGAGUCUUUAAGGCAAGUUAUGGAUGUUGAGAAGUGUUUAUACAAUGUUAAACAGGAGCAAGAGAAGGAAUUGCCGUUGCAGCAUAGUCAGUCGAAUGAUCAAGUGAAAUCACACUUCCCUAAAGGAGUCGAAGAGAGGAAUAUCGAUGAUAUGGAGCAUCGCAGUGAGAUUAGCAAAUUACACAAACUAUCCGCUACUGAGCAAGGCUUUCCGACGCAUCAUAUCACAAGCCAAACAAUGGCAAACGAACUGGAGAGCUUAAAUAAAAUAGUAAAACCGACAGUCAAAGCUGUGGAAGUACAAACUCAAACUGUGAACGAUAUGGCGACGCAAACGGACAUACGUCCGACUCGACGGAACGUCCAAAGCCGGUGUUCCGAAGUAUGCGGCGUUUCUUACGAACGAGGCUUCGCCGGUGAUAGCGAAGUCCCGCAGCUUUCCUUAGAUUCUGUGGAACAGUUUGAAGACUUAGAUCAAGUAGAAGAAAUAUCAUUACCUAGUAAAUUAAGGACAAUGUCUGAAAUAAGUCUGCACGAAACGACGUCGUCCAUACGGACGGAGACUGGGACUGAAAUUAGCAUCUCUACUCGUGAUGUUACUUGCUCUUUCAAUAAAUAUUUAGAUCUGGAGAUUGCACAGUUGAUUAAGGAUGAGAAACAGAGGUACGACAAAAUCGAGAUGCUGUUUAAGUCUCGCGAGAAGACGUUGAACGAUCGAACGAAGAAAUUGGUGAAGCUCGAGGAACAAAAAAGGGCAUUGAGGGACACUGGACAAGAGAGCCGUGUCAGUUCUGUGAAGAAGAAACAGAGAGCUUUGCUUUUGAAGUUGCAACAAGAAAAAGACGAGAUGAACAGAUUAAAGGAGCUUCACAAAAUCGCCAGCCAAGAGCGUAAACUAAUGCUCCAAAAACAGAGAAAUAUGUUCAACCCCCAGAUGUCAACUAAAAACAUUUUAACGAAAUUAAAACGGAGUGCGGACAGUCAAUCCCCUCGCCGAUUAUCUGGUCCCAUGAAGGGUUACGACAUCCGAAGCAACAGUUCCAUGAGUUCUCUCGUCGAUUCCGACAAAUCCCAACACGAUCGGUCUCAAACUGAUGCCCGAUUACAAAUGUCCGAGAGCGAAUUAAUCUUCUCGAAAUCUUCCCUCGAUCUACCAAGAGACAAGUUCGCGAACUUCGUCGAGGGAUCAAGCCCAUUAUUCUUGAUGCUCGAUAAAUCGGAUAAAUCCGACGAAGCCUCCAAAGCGAGCCUCCAAGAGAAGUGUCCUUACAAAAGAGAUGGGAAAUCGAAAUACGAGAUAAAAUCCAGGAAAUUCGAAGAAAAGAUGCCGAAAGCUGAUACAAUAAGACUGAAAUCUCAGGAGCCAAAAUUAAUAUCAAAUCAUUCUGUCAAUAGUCCUGGGAAAUAUCUUUUUGAAAAGGAGAAAUCGAACGUGUUUGAACAGAAUCUAGAUAAAUCGAUUUCUGAGCACGUGAAAUCAGAAUCUGAUACUUUGGUAGAGGAAUUAUCCAAGAAAUCGAAGCCAUCAGCGAUGGACCAUUACCAAAGCAUCGCCUCUCCGAGGGAAAUCAAAGCUGUUACUAAUACCGAGGUUUUGCCAGAAGAGAUAAGCUCCGCUAGCCAAGAUACUGUUUCGAAAACGUCAAAGUCGUCUCAAGUGUCUGAAGAUGUGCUGCAGACGCACUCGAAGAGUUCGAAGAGGAGCAGUAAAUCAAUUCCCACGGACAAAGAAGAGAAGUCGAAGAAAACUCAAUAUUCCGAAUCGAAGUCGAAUUUAAAACGCAGGAGUUCGAAGUGUCAGAAGAGUAAAUCGUCGUCGAGUAUUUUGACGGAGAACAUUUUGCGAUCAAAGUCCAGUUCUCAGGUGUCGGAAGAAUUGAGGCAUCAUAAUAAGAGGACGAAGACUGAGAAGGAGUUUAUUCAAUUUGAUAAAAAUGAUGAAAAUAUGGAUAAACAUAUUAGAGAGAAGAAUUUUAAAUUAUCAGGGAAUAGAGCGGAGGAUUUUAAUAGCAAAGAGAAUAUGUCCUGCCAGAUGUUCGAAAAUAUCGAGGCUUACGAAAAUUUUGAUGAUACUAAGUCGCAGAUUAGUAAUUUUGCGGUUUCUCAUCAUAGUUCCGAGAGCGAUCGGAAUUAUUCGAAGUCUGUUGUUAUACGAUCGCAGGAUCAUAAUUUGAAAACUUCGAAGAAACUCGAACAAAUUUUGAACGCACGCGAAGCUGCGCUUACCUCACGGAAGAACUGCGUGGAGGAAUGGAUGGCUUGGCAUGCGAAAUUAAGGACUGAAGAAGAUCGCGUCGCGCGGAUGGAACAGGCUGCAUUUAAGCUCGUAACAGCAACGUCUAACGUUUUCUCUCAACAAGAUACCACCGUUUCAUCGGACACGAGUGACAUCGAAGGAAGGAUAGAGUUGCUGACAGAAAAAUUGGCUGAGAGGCGGAUAGAGAUGUCCCGUUUGAAGCGAGAAGCCAGAAAGCAGACAAAGCAGAAACUACGGGCUUUGGAAGCUAACUUAUUAAAUCAAAUUAAAAAAUACGAUACAACCAUUCACGAAAUGCGUAAGAAACUGGAAUCUAAGAAAACCACAUCUAAGGACAGUAAAUUAGCAAUAGAAUCGAGAUCAUUAGCGGACUUCAAAGUACCCGAGAUUCCCUUAAAAAAGAUACAAGACAUAUUCAGAAGUAGCGAUUUAUCACGAUCAAGAUCUGAAUCCGAUUUGUUAUCCACAAAAAGGCCAUCAACAAAGGACUCUAAAAAGAAACCGAUACGAAACGAAACUGUCGAAACUGAAGACAACAGCAAUCAUUCAGAAAAACUGAUUAAAUCUUCUAAGAAUCUGAAGACAUCGGAACAAUCGAUUGCUCAAUCCGUUUUAGACGAUAGUAUAUCAGAACAGAUCGAAAUCGACAAACUCGGCUCAAUUUCAUCAAUUUCCGACGAAAUCCGUUCAGAGAAAAAUGUUCCUUAUGGUACCAAGCAAAAUAAACAAGACUCGAAGAAGAAUAGCAUGUCUGAGGAUGUUCGAUCAGAAAUCAGCGAAGAUAUUCUUAGUCAGAGCGAAGCUAAAUCCUCUAUCCGUGAAAAUGCGAAGAAGAGUGGAAUUUCUGAUGCUCGAUCAGAAAUUAGCGAAGAUAUUCUCACCCAAUCAGAAGUCUACGAAGAUCUCACUCAAACUAAAUCCUCUAAACGUGAAAACGCGAGGAAAAGCAUUUCCGAAGAUGUUCGAUCAAAAAUCAGUGAAGAUAUACUCAGUCAAACAAAAAUUCCCGAAGAUCUAAUCAUUCAAACUAAAGCCUCUAAACAUGAAAACCCGAUUCAGUCUGAUUUUAAAGAAUAUAAAUCAGAUUUCGACACAUUUUCCGAACAAUCUGCAGUUAAAACCAUCUCUUCAGAAUCUCUCAAUAAAAUACAAGCUCCCUCUCAAAUAUCAAAAGUAUCUAAUAAUCUUCAGAGUUCGAAUGCAUCGGAAAUUGUAACAGAAUCCCGUAACGAAAGCCUCGAUAAAAAAUUAGAUUUCUUACGUUUGAAUAAUCAAAACUUAAAUGAAGAUAUAAGCUCGCUUGAAAACGAAUUGAAGAUUCUAUCAGAGAUGAUGUCACGUUUUAAUAAACAGCCGAAUGGGGCGAAAUAUGAGCAGAAUGAAGAAAAAGCAGAAGAAAGAAGUACAUCUAAAGAUGUAUCAGAGAUUCUCUCUGCUUCUGAUAAAAAUGAAGUUAAUAGCGCAGAAUUGUCUCUGAAAGAGACGGAAAUUUCACAGAAUGUGAAUGAUAUAAAAUUAAGAUCCAGCCUGAACGAUAAUAAAAAUAUAGUAAAGGAAGUUAAAUCCAGUUUAAAUGAUAGUAAAACUAUAAUACCUCUGAAAGAAGCUGAAAUUUCGCAGAAUUCAAACGAUAGGAGAUUAAAAUCCAAUCUGAAUGAUAGUAAAAGUAUAAUAGAAGAAGUUGACAACGUGAUAUCUGCUAUAAUACCGAAUAAAAUCUCCCUAUCGAGAUCAAACAGUCAGGAAAUCGAUUACAAAGCUAGGAGUAAGGAAAUAUUGAAUGAAAUUGAAAAAUCCAUAAUGUCAGAACAUAUUAGUGAUAUAAAUCGUUCUGAAAUAAUCGACGAUGAUUCAACUUUGUAUGAAGAGAAUGAGACUGAGGUUGUAUCUGCUGAAAGUAGCGAUCUGCGAAAGAGCGCAUCUGCUAAAGCUAGGAGUAAGGAAAUAUUGAGUGAAAUUGAAAAAUCCAUAUCAGAACAUAUUAGUGAUAUAAAUCGUUCAGAGAUAAUCGACGAUCGUUCGGAAGUGGUCGAUGAUAAUUUGAACUUGUAUGAAGAGAAUGAAACUAACGACAAAUCUGCUGUUAGCUGGUCUAAAGAAUCUACUGAACCUAAUAUUAGUUUGUCUAAUGUUUCUCCAAAAUCUCUGCAAAAUAGAGAAACUGUAGGUUGUAUAGAAAAUAUAGAAAAUUGUUUGGAAUCUAAUAGAAACUCUUCGGUAGUAUCAGAGAAAUCUAACUUAUUCCGAAAGGAAAAUCAAUAUACAGAUAAUUUAAUAAGAAAUGAUUCAUCAGUAAAUGAAAGUGAUAGAACGGAAGGUAUUUCGAAAGAAGCAAUAGUGGCCGAAUAUAUGAACAAAUUAUUGUCGAAGCAAAUUUCCCCGAAGUCUUCGAGCUCGAUUAGAACACUGGAAGAUUUGAAUAUAAUUGAUUAUAUGAAAGACCGAAGUAUGCAUGAUGAGACUUCAAAAGCAGACUUUCAAUUAAUUUUGAAAGAGUUUCAAGAGUAUAGGAAUGAUACUUCGUUUAUGCAAGCUGAAGAUAUAAAAAGUAAAGAGGUUUCUCAGAAAAGUGACGAAUUUAAACAGGAAGGAAUAUGUUUAGGAAUAGAAGAGAAGAGAAUUCAAUCGGAAGAAAAUGUGAUUAAUCAAAACUUCAAUAAAAAUAAUAACUGGAAUACUUCUGAGCCACUUGAUAUCCAAGAUGUUAAUCAAUCCUUUUCAAGAAAAUCUCACUGUGAAGAUUCGAGAUUAUUCAUUGAUAAACAUAAACUAGAUACUUCGGAAAAAGAAGAGAAGAGAAUUAAAUUACAGGAAACUCUAAUUAAUAGAACUUUCGAUAAAGACGAUGAUUGGAAUACAUCGAGCAAAGACAUUGAUCGAUCCUUUUCAGAAAAAUCCCACAAUGAAGAUUUGAAAUUAUCCGCUGAAGGAUUUAAACAAGAUACUUUCGAAAAAGAGCAUAGAAUCCAAACAGAAGAAAAUGUGAUUAAUAGAACUUUCAAUAAAAAUGAUGAUUGGAAUACAUCGAGUCAAGAUUUUAAUCAGUCCUUUUUAGACAAAUCUCACAGUGGAGAUUCAAAAUUAUUUAUCGAUGAGUCGAGUCAAUCAAUUAACGAAUCUAAAAACGAAAAUGACGUAGUCAGUAAUACAGAAAACGUUCCUCCAUUUAUUCCUAAAUUCACCAACAUUGACGAGGGUUCACAAAUUUUAGUCAAGUUGAAUGAGAGUGUCGAAGAAACUGAAGAAAUAUUAAAUGUAAUUGUUAAGAAGAAUAAUGAGGAGAAAAAUCAAGAGGAAGACAUUGAGUAUAGUAUAGAAAGUGACGAUUUCCAAAAAGUUAUUCACGAUUCCGUAACAAAAAUACUGGACAAAGUCGAGAAGAGUAUUGAAGAAGGUUCGUUAAGAGAAAAAUUCUUAAAUCGAAGUAAAACCGACUUAAAGCCUACAGUUGACGAAGGGAGAAAAUUAUUCAGUCCUGUUAUACAAGAGAAAUCCUUAGAAGAGGAUUUUGUGACUGAAGAAGCUCUCUCCACUGAUAAAACUAUUGAAGAAGAAAUUGUCUUCUCUGAAAAAGGAUUAACUUCUAGUAAAAUUCAUAGCAACCAGGCUGGUGUCGAUGGAAACUUGCAAAUAUCGGAUAAAGUCGAGAAAAGUAUCGAAGAGAAUUCUUUAAGAGAAAAAUUCGUAAAUCGAAGUAAAAACGAAUUACAGGCUAAGAGUGAUGAAGAAAGAAAAUUAUUCAGUCCAACGACUGAUGAAGGAAGAUCACUUAGUCCUACUAUACAGCAGAAAUCUUUAGAAAUCAUCGUCAUUGAAGAGGUCCCCUCAACUGAAGAAGAGAUAGCUUCUAAUAAACUGCAUAGUACCGAAAAUCUGCAAAUAUCGGAUGAAGUCAUCAAAGAAGAUUCCUUGAUAGGAGGAUUCGUAAAUCGAAGUAAAGAGACAUUAAGAACCAAAGGCGAAGGGAAAUCAUUCAGUCGUACUAUAAAUAUACAAGAAAAAUGUUUCGAAGACGUUAUAACCGAAGAAGUCUCUAUUGAAGAACAUUUAUCUUCUAACAAAAUCCACACCACGCAACCUAACAUCAACGUAAAUCUUCGUCUAAACAUUUGUGAACCUACAUACCAAGGAAUUAUUAUAACUGAGGUGGAAUCAGACAACACAGAAACCGAAAGCUUACCGGAACUCAAAAUCGACCCUACGAUUGAAUUAACAAAAGAAGAGUUGAAUAAAACGAACGAAGUAGAAUCGCAAGAAAGAAUAGUAAAAGAGCAACAAUCAUUGGAACCUGUAGUAGAACUGGAUAGCUCAGACGGGGAGCAGCUUGAUAAUUUAGUCGAGGUAGCAGAAAGUAGAUUAGACAUAAUAGAAAAGAAGACCAAAAAUUCUCUAAAUUCCGUUACUGAUUCUGAAUCGUUAUCACACGAUAAGACAGAUACUGAAAUCGAGAGUGAGAAAAAUUCACUUAUUUCCUUAUUACCUCUAGACGAAAUUAAAGCCAAAGCUACUAAUACAUCACUAAUGGGGAAUAAAGCAUUUGACAUCAUAAAAGAUCCAGAAUAUGAAGACAUUUCCGAAGAAAGCCUGGAAGUGUCCGAGAUCUUCGAUAAAAGCGAACAUCAAAAAGUACAGAAAGCUUCGUUAAUUGAGCGAUACGAAGCUAUACAAAAGUCAGAAGAAGUCUUGAAGAUACUCGACGAGAUUACACAGAGGUCGAAUGAUCGAGGUCUUAAAAAUAGUAGAGUUUUGGAAGAUAGCGAAAAGCGGGCAGAUAUUUCUGAUAAGAGCGCUGCCGCCGUGGGCGAUAACGAGGAAGAUAUUUCAAGGAGGAGCGACCGGUCGACGCCGGAUAAUUUCGAAAAUGAGAAAUCGAAAACUGUGACACCAGAAAAUCAAUCGAUUCAAGUGACUGGUUUGAAUGAGUUGGAUGAGAGGCAGGAGCAGGAUGUAUUGUCCGAAUCGAGCGAAGGGAGGGAUACACCGAAAGGUGUGUCGGAAAUCGAGAUGGAUUCGCCGAGGGAGCUUAAUGACUCGAGAUUGGACAUCGAGCUACUGAAUGAUGACUUAUUGAGUAACGCUAAUGGAGAUAAGCAGGCUGACGCGAAGGACACGUUUCACGCUACACCUAUCGUAGCGACAACCGAAAAGGACAUAGAGGUCAUGAUCGACAAAUUAAAAGCUUCGUUGGAGCAGCCUCGUGUGGAAGACGCGGAUUGGGAAGCGAAAUUGCUUCGCAUCGAACAACUUCAAAUCGAAUUAGAGAUCAAGAAAUUGGAAGCCGAGGAGGUAUCAUACUACGUCAGAGAAAUCCCCAACAAACCACCGCCUCCAUACACGCCACCCGGUGGCGGUGCAAGAAUUUCCACCUCCCUCGGAUCACCUUCUCCACCACCAGCCGUGAUCCCGUCAAACACCGAGGAACUAACGGCGUUCACCGAAAAAGCAACAGCCAUAAUAUUCAGAGCGAAAGAGGCUGGGGAAGACAUAAUGACCUUAGAAGCUCCGCCGGAAAUUUGCGAGCUGACCAAAGAAAACGAUGAAACCGUUAAGAAGGAUAGAAGAAUUUACAACGCUUUCCUAUUUGAUUUGUGCAAGGAGACGAUCGCCGAGGUUUAUCAGGCCGAGUAUGAGAAACCUGGACCCAGUUGGACGAAGCCCAACGUCAAGACGAAGCCGACGAUGAAGAUACCCAAGACUAUUGACGAGUUGAAUGCUUAUGUGAAUAAAGAAGUGGCCACGUUAUUUGGUUUUAAGACGAAACUCCAGAGGGAGAAUAUGGUGAUGAGAUGGAGCAGGAAAAGGAGGGACAGGGUCGAUGAACUUUUGGCUAGGGAGGCGCAGGCCGAGGAGGAUGAGUGGACGAAGUUCCAUCAUGAUGAACUAGCGGUCAAAAACGGCCUCACUGUAACUAUUUUAGAUACUCUGCUGAUGGAGACUGUGAACGUAGUCAAAGUGGCGUAUGCGAAAAAGAGAAAAAUAUUUGUUUAGGAUUAUGUUCUCUUCGUUUCUUUUAUAAGUUAUAAUUGCUGUAUGUUUGCUAGAAAAUAUGAGGACUUAGGUUUAGUAUUUAUAGGAAGUGUUUGGAGAAUUUGGUUAAAGUUGGUACUGGAUUCUGACUGAGGUAGCGUUAGUACUUGGUGAGAAUCGAAUAGAUGAUAUGGACAUGAUAAAUGGUAAUUUCUGGUCAUUUUUAAUAAUUUUUACUCGCUGACGUGUUUUUUUUAAAAUCAUUUUACGUUAUAAAGGAAAAUAAUUUUUAUUUUCUAUUGUUAAGAGUUUAAAAGAAAAAUAACUCGCUAUCUGUUUGUAUUUCUAUUAUAGAAAAAUAAUAUUUUGUCCUAUGAUUCUAUCUCUAUUAUAAA